AUGACCUCCAACGAGCAGUACUUCCCACAUCCCCGCCGCAUCGUCACCGGACAUACCUUGGACGGCGCCAGCACUGUGCUCAAAGACAGCGAGAUUCCCUGCCUGCCAACUCCAAUCAAGUGCAAUUUCGCCGUGCUCUACGAGACACAUAAGUUCCCAGCAUCGAACGACGAGCCUUUCGUGGAUCCUGCCGAAGCACGAACCGCUAGUCUUGCCAACGAUUCUGGCGUGGUGCUGAGAGUGGUGGACUUCCCACCCAGGACGGAGACGUUAUAUCACCGGACGGUCAGCCUCGACUUUGGGAUUUUGUUUGAGGGGGAGAUCGAUUGUCACCUUGACAAUGGUGAGGUCGUUCACAUGAAGGCUGGUGAUGUAUGUGUUCAGCGAGGCACGAUACAUGGUUGGACAAAUCCGCACGAUAAGCCUGCGAGAGUCUACUUCAUCUUGACAGCGGCAGAGCCGAUCAAGAUUGACGGCAAGCCGUUGGGCAAUGCUGGAUUCAAGCAUAGUGAGGUUGAAAGUGGGGGCAAACAAGAGUCAUGA
This is a messenger RNA of Cyphellophora attinorum, 543 nucleotides long. RefSeq lists its product as uncharacterized. The record is from RefSeq and is a predicted model, not a curated record. The coding region runs from base 1 to 543 and encodes 180 amino acids. The transcript is spliced from 2 exons. NCBI's taxonomy places the organism in Eukaryota, Fungi, Ascomycota, Eurotiomycetes, Chaetothyriales, Cyphellophoraceae.